CCUCUGUUCUGUUCAGCAGCCUGCUGGGGUGAGGCGAGCAGAUACGAAAGUUUAGUUGCAAAGUUCAGCUUUUUAAAGCUGCAGUACAUUUAAGAUCUUGUCAGCAUCUUGAAUCUCCACACAGAAAAUAUCAAGGUUUGUCCUGAAUUCGUAAAGACUAGAUGGGCUCCUCUGACCUGGGCUGGAAGUUCGAAACUCCGCAGAGACUGAGCACUGCUGCCAAACUGCUGAGUGCUGGUACUGAGGUUUACCAUCGUGAUCGAGCGGAUGAGUUCAGUCAAUCAGCAGAAAGCUGUGCUGCACUGGUGGAGGAGGCUGAGAGGCCGCUGAAGAGCAGGGCAGAGACAGGAGACACGAAGGCCAGCUUCCUUCUUGGACAGCUCUACUAUGAGGAGGGUCGCUAUACAGAAGCUAGGACCAUGUUUGAUGGCAUUAAGGAUGAAGAAUCUCAAGCUCUCUACCAGCUGGCUGUAAUGUACUACGAUGGCCUUGGAACCACAGCAGAUCCCAGCAAAGCAGUGGACUACAUGAGAAGAGUGGCAGAGGUGGAUGCAGGCACUCUGAGAUACACUGCCUUAUACAACUUGGGCAGGGCCUACCUGGAGGGGUACGGAGUUCAGGCCUCCAGUGCAGAGGCAGAGAGGUACUGGCUUAUGGCGGCAGAUGAUGGAAACCCCUAUGCCAGCAUCGAAGCUCAGUGCUCUCUCGGCAUGUUCUAUUCCAGCCCUGAAACUCAAGAUCUCAAAAAGGCUAUCUUCUGGCACUCGCAGGCAUGUGGUAAUGGCAGUUUGGACUCGCAGGGGGCGCUGGGGGUGAUGUACCUGUAUGGAUAUGGUGUAUCUAAGGACCUGCAGGCUGCUCUGUACUGCCUGAAGGAGGCUGCAGAGAGGGGUAAUGUCUAUGCCCAGGGCCACCUUGCAGCCUACUACUACCACCUAAAACUCUACACUAAAGCAGCAGUUCUGGCGGAGAGGAUCUGCCAAUGUGAAGAUAUCAGUGCCAUAUCGAAGUGCACAGGCUGUUUUCAUGAGUAUAUCAAUAAAGGCAUCACCACUGCUCUCUUCUAUUAUGCACGCUGUCUACAGCUGGGCCGAGGUGUUCCACAGAACAGAGAGAAAGCUCAGCACUAUUACACAAAGGCAGCGCUGAUGAACCCAAAAGUGUGUAAAGGGCUACAGAUGGACAUCAUUUAUGGCAGGAUUUAAUGCAUGUGCCCAGCGACGCUUCGGUCUCUGAAGACCUUUAGGAAAGCCACCACGCUGGAGUAUCAGGAAGCGUAUUUGUAACCAUUCCAUGUAAUAACUUUAUGUAGUUUUUAGAGCCGUUAACUUUCCAGACGUUCUUUUACCCCCACUGUACAAUUUUCUGUUGGAGGUAAUGACCGGGUUGGGCUUAGGGUUAAGAGUGUUGUUUUAUUCUUAGUUCAUUGCAAGCCCUAUUUCAUUUUCAUGCAAAAGUAAAUCAUGCAACUUCUACAGUUUGUGGAGGCCACAGAACAUCCUUACAUGUCAUCACAGCAAAUAGAGCCAUUUUAUAUACUAUACAGUGAGCCUACUUGUGUCUUCUGAGGUUUUAUUUGUAAUGUUGAUAAUGGUAAAAAUAGUGGUAAAUCUUUAAGUUUUCUUUGUACUCUUUUGCCUUACAUAUAUAACCCCAUGGUGUGAAGUUAAAUAUAAUUUUUAGGCCAAAAGUGUAUCUUAAAACUAUUGUAAAACAGUGUCUCAGGCUUCCAGCAGCAGAUCUGUAACCACUUCAUAUAAUAACUUUCUGCAAAGCUUUAACAGGGAAUUCCAACAAUUUUUGGUUUCAAAGUUCCUGCAUAAUUAAAUUGUUAGGAUACAAACCAAAGUCGUUCAGAGUGGUUUGAUGUGAACUGCAUAAUUCUAUAGAAACUAAGAUAUCUGACAUAUCUGAAGUGUUUAAAACCUCUAUAUUGUUAGAAAUAGAAGUAUUAUGAAGGAAUAUUUUUCAUUUAUCAAGGUACAAUGUAAAUGCACUCUCAAGGGUACAACAGUGGUGUCCAGUUGUAGACCUUAAAUAAGUUUUUCCAAAGUGAAAAGUACAUAUUUGUUCCUUUUCAUAAACUGUUUUAAAACAGAACAACAAAGCAAAAUGCCUGGAGACGAGGUGGACGAGAUGAGGGACCAAUACAACUUAGAAAAUAUAAUUUCAUGGUAUUUUUAGGUAUAAUUUAGGUUAUAAUUAUGUUCCCUGACUAAAGGUACUGAGACGUAACCUUGAGGGUGCCACCCCAGUGACAAGAGGGGUACUGCCCUAGUGACUGUUUCAUAGCUUGUGUAAAAGCUCCCUCACAGAAAGCUAUUACAUGAACUUGUUAUGAAUACACAUGAAUACACCAUUCACCAUUGUAAUGAAAUCUAAGUUGGUAAGUUUCUCUACAAUGAACUCGCAUCAAACCAAUCUGAAAAACUUUGUUCAUAUCUCAACCAUUCAAUUAUGUAGAAAGUUGAAAAAGCAUUGGAAUUCCCCUUUAAACCGUGUGGACGUCUGGCUCCUAUUACAACUGUUGUGAAAAAUUCUGUAGACAUCUCUGUAGAAUGGGGCAUUUCACAUUCAACCCCUCUGCAUGACUUUUUAAUUAUGCUGAAAUUUUGGAAAAUCUGUGGAAUUCCCCUUUAUCUACCAAGAUGUUACAUAGCCUAUACAUAUUUUUUCAAAUGCUUUCUCUGACAGAGCUUAGAAUCUAAUGUUCUACACUGUUAAGUUUUAGCAGAGGGUAAUUGACAGUUCUCAAUUUUAAUGUCUUUACUUGCCCUCUAAUGAUUAAAACUGAAGAGUAACAGUUGUACUAAUCAAUAAUAAA
Messenger RNA from Pygocentrus nattereri (red-bellied piranha), 2824 nucleotides. Its product is annotated as LRP2 binding protein. NCBI's taxonomy places the organism in Eukaryota, Metazoa, Chordata, Actinopteri, Characiformes, Serrasalmidae. Gene Ontology annotation, molecular function: protein binding. The transcript is spliced from 8 exons. The record is from RefSeq and is a predicted model, not a curated record. The coding region runs from base 162 to 1205 and encodes 347 amino acids.